ACCGAUAUAUUGCAAUAUGAAAAAAUAAAUUUCGUACUGCGAUACGAUUUUUGGAAAACCGGUAUUUUAUAAAAAUUAUAAUUUACAAUUAAUUGCCUUCUAAUUUUGUACAAUUUUCACAUAAAAUCUUUAAGAAAAAAACAGAAAGAAUGAAUAAAUUAGAAACUGAAAAGGAAAUUGAAAAGGAAAAUAAUGCCUACAGAAAAAUGAAUGAACGCCAUUCAAAGUCUACAAAUCAAAGAAUAUUAGACAAGAAAAAAGAAGCUGCUAAGAGAAAAACUAACAGAAACAGUACAUCUGUAGAAACAGCCAUUAUACAUUUUAAACGAGCAAUCAAAGAUGGUGCCUUGUAUGAAAGCUUUUCUUGUGCAAGACUUAUGUUUAGGCGUUCAGUGUUGAAAUAUGCACCUUCGAAGUAUAGAAAAAUCGAGCAAGAGUUAAUCAGAAAUAUUAUUGAAGCUAGGAGAGGAACAACAACUGAUUGGAUCUGUCAAACAUGUGAUGCUGCUUUAAAAAGAAGCUCAAUUCCAGCUUUGUGUUUAGUGAAUAAUCUAUCAUUAGAAUCCAUUCCACAUGUACUUGAACAUUUGACAUUUCUUGAACAACAGAUUAAAUCUCAGAUUUUGCCAUUUAUGAAAGUGAUUACUCUACAUACAGGUGCACAGCACAAAUUAAGUGGUCAGGUUGUUUUGGUCCCCUCAGAUCUCUCUAAAGUUACAACAAGUCUUCCUAGAAAUAUAGCAAGUGCUCAAAUAAUCACCUUAGCUCUCAAAAGAAGACUUUUUGACAAGCAUCCUUAUCAUCAACAGCUUGCAAGCUAUGUAAAAUUAAAUGAAGAAGAAGUUAUCGACAGUGAGGAUGAAGUAGAUUUUGACAAUUCUACAGAAGUUCAAGAAGAACUUCAAAACAAAGCUUCACUGAAUGCAGUGACAUGUGUACAACCAGCACUUGAUGCAACAGAAAAAGAACAACUUCAAAAUAGUAUAUCCUUGACAACUAGAAAGACAUUUCAGAGUGAUAUCAGUGCAGGACAGUUAAAAGAUCCUGGUCAAUUAAAAAGAAUGAUUUCUACAGACCAGUUAUUCUCUUCAUUUAAAAAUAUACGCGCUACCCCACAGUAUUGGCAGCAGAUGCAGCUUGAUAUGCUGGCCAAAUUACAACACGUUCUUUCUUACUGGAUCAGCAGCAGAAUUUCACUGGAUAGAAGUGAUCCAAGUUGUUGCAAGUCAUCAGUUACCUUAUAA
Messenger RNA from Ruditapes philippinarum (Manila clam), 1244 nucleotides. RefSeq lists its product as uncharacterized. The coding region runs from base 150 to 1244 and encodes 364 amino acids. Lineage: Eukaryota; Metazoa; Mollusca; Bivalvia; Venerida; Veneridae. The transcript is spliced from 3 exons. The record is from RefSeq and is a predicted model, not a curated record.